This is a messenger RNA of Saccostrea cuccullata (small rock oyster), 3180 nucleotides long. RefSeq lists its product as uncharacterized. The transcript has 2 exons. Lineage: Eukaryota; Metazoa; Mollusca; Bivalvia; Ostreida; Ostreidae. The annotation marks the transcript as partial. The record is from RefSeq and is a predicted model, not a curated record.
GAGAUCGAGAAGUAUUUUGAGGAGUUCUGGGAGGCAGUACCUGCUGAGGAUAAAGAUUGGUUAAAAGAAUCUCUUAAAGACCGUACAUAUGCAGUGGGUUUAGUUAAACUAAAUAAUAACACGAAAAGAAAUCUGGAUUCAAUGACAAAGUCCAUAGUUGAACUAUUUACAAAUAAGAACAAUACAAAAAUUGAGUUGGCUUCUUCAUGGGCUUUAAUGGAGCAGUUAUUAUAUGAAGGAGCCUGGAAGGUUUUGCCCCUGAGUGAAAUUUGGAAUCUCAAUGCAUCCCUUCCUGUUGAAUACCAAAUUAAAAGUGAUGAGGAAAUGUCUAUGUUUUUAAAAUGUUUCCAUGACAAUGGCCUUCUUUUAUAUUAUGAUGAAGAGAAAUUGAGGAAGCAUACAAUACUAGACAUUCAGUGGUUUGCUAAAGCUUUCAGCAAGAUUAUUGCUGAUAAAAACCAUAUCAAUGAAGACUGCAAAACGAGAUUAAUAACAGAAUGGAAAUCCUUUAACAAAACAGGGGAACUUAAAGAUAAAGUGAUAGAUGCUCUAUGGAAAGAUGAACCAUCGUACCUGGAACACAAGAGUGAAAUAAUGUCUUACAUGGAGAAGCUUCAAAUGCUGGUACCUUUGGACUCUUUUGAGGCUGUAUCAGAAGGCGACAUGUCAUGGUAUGUCCCAUGUAUGAACAAAAAGCAGUUUAAAGCGGACUUCUGUGAAGAUAAAUGGGAAUGCUCCUCCAUUUUAUGCUUUCGGUUCUCUUCUUUUGCAAUGUUUGUGUUCUACAGACUGGUAGCAUACUGCAUGAGCUCUCUAAAAUGGAGUGUUUCAAAGGACGAAGAUAAUGAAAGAAGUCCUUGUCUUUAUCAAACAGCAGCAGUGUUUGAUCACAAUGAACACACUGUUGUUGUUGGCAUAUGCAAUGACGAUAUCCAGUUGCAAGUAUUGAGAAUCACACCAUUGACUAUAGACAAAUACGUUUCAAAUGAAAUUGGAGAAUCCAUUGAAAAAGCCAUUGAAAAACUGACAGAAACAUUUAUUGGCACAAAUAUAUUCCAAAGAGGAUUCAAAUGCCAAAACAUUAUUUGUGAUGAGAAAGAUUUAUCUUUCACCCUUGCUGGUGAUCUCUCCAAAAUAAAAAGUGAAGAAAUACAGUGCAAAUGUUCACUACAGGAAAAACACGUCAUAAAAGUACAAAAGACUCUGAGUUUCUGGGAAAAGAGAAAGGUGAGUGAUUCCAGUACUCCAGCGGCUUCUGGUGGACAAGACCUCGGAGGUCGAUCAAGAUUUGCAAAACUGGGAAUGGCAAUGAACGACGUGUUAAAUCAGGCGUACAGGGAUAUUCUAGAGAAGGAGGUGCUCCCAUCUGAUAUUGAGACCAAAGCUAAAAAAUCUCCAGUUUAUAAAAGAUUGCGCCCAGAGCAAGAACAUCUCUUGCUAGAUGCUAAGCAUUCGGGAUAUAAGAACUUUGACAUUUCUUUAACAUACACGUUGAUCAGAAACAUUAGCUCAACAAUCCCUAAACCAACAAAAGGAAAAUGGGGAGAAGAGCCUGCAACAGGAGAGGAGACAGUGGGUGAUGAUGUCGAGAGAAUUAGGUUCAUCCGAAACGGUUUGACAGCACACGUGAGUUCCGCCUCCAUCCCUCAAGCAGAGUUCGAUGACAUAUGGUCAACCAUGUCGGAUAUCUGCCAAAGACUAGAAACCUUCACUGGAAAGAAAUACUUGGAUAAGAUUAAGGAUAUUAAAACACUUACCUUGAAAAAGGAAGAUGAGGAUGCUAUUAUAAAAAAUAAAAUGCAAGAAUUUGCUAAGACAAUGAAAUCAAAUAUGCUAGAAAUUGAAACAAUGCUCAAUCUUAACUGAGAUCUACAAAUCAAUAGUAAUGGGUGUGGAUCUGUGUAGAUUGCUUAAGAAUAGUUAUUGUAACCUGAAAUAGAAUUCACAUUCAAGUUUGAAUGAAUGUGUUCAAGGACUUUGAUAUUUGGAAAUCAGAUUUCUCAAAAUCUUAAUUUAAAGUGUAAAACACCGGGUUAAGAAAAUCACAGUUGUUGAUCUACCAAUUUCAAUGAAUUCAAACCUUGGUGAAAAUUGUAUUUAUAUAUACUCAAUGGAUCCUCUUAAAAGGCAUCGAUAACAAAAUGAAUUUGCGAUGAUCAUUGAAAAUCCAAAGAACAAUUAACCUGUCCGUGAAAUAUGAAAAUAACAAACAAAAUUAAAUCUCAAAAUCUAUUGAAAUACAGUGUAAUACAGAAUCUGAGUAAAGCAAACAUGGCCCCCUAAAAGAAAUGUUGGGAUAGGUGCCAUGGAGGAUUAAGUAUACCAUGUUGACCGGUCCCAAGAGUCGUACGCUGCCUAUCAAUUACUGCAACAAAUCAUCAGUCUGCAUUCGACUUGGUGAAAGAUUCUAUCAAUAUUUCAUAAGGGAUUGUAAUCUGGACAAUUAUACAACUAGGAAAGUGUCUGAUUUAUUUUAAGAAAUUGUGUACCAAAUACCCAGGUUAUUAUUCCUUAUACUAAUAAAAAAGUACUUGUUUACUUAGGGACAGUCACUUAACUCAUUAUCUAAUGCGUGGUUGCAUUUUUGAUACACGUAUUAAUUUUUGAUCUACUUGUUUCAUAUUUUGUUUGCUUUUUGCUCAUUACAUUAUUGGAUAAUAAUAAAUUUCAAGUUGAUUUGAUAUACUUUUUGAUUGUAAAAUGAUAAUGUAUCUAAAAUGUAUAGAUCUUCAACUUACUACACAUGUAUGUUGGAGCAUAGAAUUCAGAAAGAUUUUGACAUGAAUGAAAAUUGUAGUUAAACUACAGUGAAUAUUAUGUAGUCAAAUCAAUGUUUUAUUUUGUUCUACCUACAUGUAGUUAAUCCUUUUUCUGAUCAUGAGGCUUGGGGGAGUAGUCAUCCAUGUGUUUGUAUAUAAAAAAAGUCAUUCGUUAUUUUCUGACUGAUUUAUAAAUAACAAAAUAGAAGCAAACAAGGUCUUCAUGAAAUAAAUAUUGCAUUGUAAUUGAACACGUGCUCGAUGAAGUAUGAAGUGUAGUAUAAUAUUAUGCCACAAUGCAUGUAUAAAUGAAAAUUUACCUGUGCACAAACAAGUUUAUUUCUUUUUAUUUUUUUCAAAAUGAUUAAGUGUAUUUCCAGCUCCUGAGUAUUGAAUAUUUUCUUAGCUUAUUUACCACAUA